GAGCACGGUCGGCUGGUGGAUCACAGAUGGACAAAGGUGGACCGCCCGUUGGUGUGCAGAGCGAUCGUGGCGUCGAGAGGGAGGGUGUAACCGAGAGCCAGGGUGACAUUGGAGGUCGGCUGCAUGGAGAUGAUGGUGAUGAAAACGCAGGACUUGAUAGCUCUGACAUGGUGGAUCGCCUCCCUUGCGUUAUAGAGCGAUCGUGGCGUCGAGAGGGAGGGUGUAACCGAGAGCGGGGUGACACUGGAGGUAGGCUGCAUGGAGAUGACGGUGAUGAGAACGCAGGACUUGAUAGCUCUGACUUCGGCAACAUAGGAGAGGCCCCAGACAAGGAUACCAUCGACAGAGUCAUCGUUGGCGUUUGCACGACAGAUGUGGAGGGCGGAUUGCAAGGAGUCCAUGACACUUCGCAGAUGGGGGACGUUGUUAUGGAGGAGGAGGCAGGGUUGCGCACUGACCGUGAGCGCAGUGACAGUGGUGCAAUACGUAGUUUUGUCAUGAAGGUUGGGGUCCACGCUCGUGAGGAGGCACGAUCGGCCCCACCACAGGACGUAGAGGGAGACAUGUCCCUCGUGUUGAUUGUGAGGCCCCCGUCGACUUUUUACGCCGAUGACGAUCACACAGGUUGACGGAUACACGAUAGGCCAGGGGAGUCCAAUCUACCCGCUCUUGAUCUAGAGCUACGAAUAC
Molecule: messenger RNA, 690 nt
Organism: Chara braunii
Lineage: Eukaryota; Viridiplantae; Streptophyta; Charophyceae; Charales; Characeae
Source: the annotation of a GenBank genome assembly